AUUUUUGCAGGUUUCUUCUAUUCUUCUUCUCCUCUUGCUUCCUUUCUUUCAUCAUCCAUAAAGUGAAAGCUAACGCAUAGAGCCAUAUCGUCAUAAAAGAAAAAAAUUAUCUCCAAAACAUUCUUUCUUUGCUCUUUACUCUCUCUCUCUCUGCCUUUCUCUUUGUCAAAGUUCAUGGAUGCUACGAAGUGGACGCAGGAUUUUCAAGAAAUGAUAAAUGUAAAACCAAUAGAGCAGAUAAUUUCAAACAACACUUCGCAACAACAACUACAAACAUUCAUCGCCACCACAGAGAGACCAAACCACACCGCAUCCAAAAGCGGAUCCGGCGCCGGAAAUGACAACAACACUGCUACUACGAUGGAAAGUAGAAAAGCGAGGCCCCUAGAGAAAGUGAAUUGUCCAAGAUGUAACUCAACCAACACAAAGUUUUGUUAUUACAACAACUAUAGUCUCACGCAACCAAGAUACUUCUGCAAAGGUUGUCGAAGGUAUUGGACCGAAGGUGGCUCUCUUCGUAACGUUCCUGUGGGAGGAAGCUCAAGAAAGAACAAGAGAUCCUCAACACCUUUAGCUUCGCGGUCCAAUCCCAAGCUUCCAGAUCUAAACCCACCGUUUCUUUUCGCAAGCCAAAUCCCUAAUAAGUCGUCAAAAGAUCUCAACUUGUUGUCUUUCCCAGUCAUGCAAGAUCAUCAUCAUGGUAUGUCUCAGUUACUUCAUAUGCCCAAGAUCGAGAACAACAAUACUUCAUCUUCAAUAUAUGCUUCAUCAUCUCCUGGAGCCUCUUCAAGAGGCAUGAACAUGUUCUUGCCUGGUCAAAUGAUGGAUUCAAACUCAGUCCUUUACUCAUCUUUAGGGCUCCCAACAUUAAUGGCUGAUUACAAACUGAGUAACAAUAAUCUUUCGUUCUCCACUGAUCAUCAUCAAGGGAUUGGACAUAACACCAUCAACAAUAACCAAAGAGCUGAAGAUAACAAUCAUGCUGGUGAUAUGAAUGGAGCGAGUAGGGUGUUGUUCCCUUUUUCAGACACGAAAGAGCUUUCAAGCACAAACCAAGAGAAGAGCCAUAAUACAUAUUGGAGUGGGAUGUUCAGUAAUACAGGAGGAUCUUCGUGGUGAAGAAGGUAUCAUGAACUUCAUAGCUUUUCUUCUCUUUUUCACUUUAUUACCUCCUUAUUCUAUCAUAUUUUUACUUUGAUGAUCUUUUGUUUUUCUCACAUGGGGUACUUUAGUUAAAGUUGUCAGAACUUAGUUUAGAGAUUGUCUUUUUAUUUUAUCUUCUCUGUUUUUUUUUUAAUAUAUACUAUUUCAUAAUGGGGUUUGAUGGUAUUUUUUUAGUAUCAAAAGGGUCUUUGUAUCAUAGGGGAAUGGUGAGGGAUAUGAGGAUAGAAGAAUAAGUGAAUGCGAGGACUGUGUGUGUAUUCAUCAUUUCUUCCAUCUGUCGAAGUAUUUGUGCAAUCUAUUCUUCUUUUUUUUCCGACAAGUCAAAAACUUUAUUAAUGAUGUAAUCUAUUAAUAAUGAUGUAAACUUUAUUUUUUGUGUAAUCUAUUCAUGUUUUUCU
Messenger RNA from Raphanus sativus (radish), 1562 nucleotides. Its product is annotated as dof zinc finger protein DOF3.7-like. The coding region runs from base 175 to 1119 and encodes 314 amino acids. NCBI's taxonomy places the organism in Eukaryota, Viridiplantae, Streptophyta, Magnoliopsida, Brassicales, Brassicaceae. The record is from RefSeq and is a predicted model, not a curated record. Gene Ontology annotation, molecular function: DNA-binding transcription factor activity; DNA binding. The transcript has 2 exons. Gene Ontology annotation, biological process: regulation of DNA-templated transcription.